Messenger RNA from Acanthopagrus latus (yellowfin seabream), 2366 nucleotides. It is a transcript of the gene l2hgdh, whose product is annotated as L-2-hydroxyglutarate dehydrogenase. Gene Ontology annotation, molecular function: (S)-2-hydroxyglutarate dehydrogenase activity; (S)-2-hydroxy-acid oxidase activity. The coding region runs from base 1 to 1344 and encodes 447 amino acids. The record is from RefSeq and is a predicted model, not a curated record. NCBI's taxonomy places the organism in Eukaryota, Metazoa, Chordata, Actinopteri, Spariformes, Sparidae. The transcript has 10 exons.
AUGAUCCGGACACUGAGCGGAGCCUCUCUGAAGGCUGUCGAAGCAGCGCAGCCCAAACUGCUAAAGGACGUGACCACUAGGCAGCUGCACAGGACGUGUGAUGUGGCUGUAGUUGGAGCCGGCAUCGUGGGCCUGGCCACAGCCAGAGAGCUCAUUCUGCGACACCCGUCGCUCAGCUUCAUCCUGCUGGAGAAAGAAAAAGAGCUUGCUGCACACCAGAGUGGGCACAACAGUGGAGUCAUUCACAGCGGGAUCUACUACACGCCAGGCUCGCUGAAGGCCCGACUGUGUGUGCGAGGAGCCACUUUAGCCUACGAGUACUGCGAGAAGAAAGGGCUCCCUUACAAGAGAUGUGGAAAGCUCAUCGUGGCUGUGGAGCAGGAGGAGAUACCCAGACUGAAAGCUUUGUAUGAGCGCGGCAUGCAGAACAACGUGCGCGACCUUAGUAUUAUCGACGCCAAGGAAAUUCGAGAGCGAGAGCCGUACUGCAGGGGUAUAAUGGCCUUGGAUUCGCCCUACACCGGCAUUGUGGACUGGAGGAUGGUGGCUCUCAGAUACGGCAAAGACUUUGAGGAGGCGGGUGGCAAGGUGGUAACAGAAUCUGAGGUCGAUGACAUCUCCAUGGUCAAGGAGAGCUCAGCUGGGAGUACUGAAGGAAUGAAAUAUCCGAUCGCAGUCAAAGACAAAAAGGGGAACGAGAUACGGUGCCGUUAUGUCCUGACCUGUGGAGGCCUGUACUCGGACCGCCUGUCACAGAUAUCUGGGUGCAGUCGGGAGCCGCGGAUUGUCCCCUUCAGAGGAGAUUAUUUGGUCCUGAAGCCAGAGAAGCACUAUCUGGUCAAAGGAAAUAUCUACCCUGUUCCUGACCCUCGUUUCCCGUUCCUUGGUGUUCACUUCACUCCGCGGAUGGAUGGAAGUGUUUGGCUCGGUCCCAACGCAGUCCUCGCCUUCAAGAGAGAGGGUUACAAAGUGUACGAUUUCAAUGCCCGAGACUUCGCAGACGCACUAUCAUUCAGGGGCCUUCAGAAGCUGGUGAUGAGGAACAUAACGUACGGGAUUGGAGAAAUGUAUCGAGGGGUUUUCAUUGGUGCACAAGUCAAAAUCCUGCAGAAGUACAUCCCUGAACUCUCGCUGAGUGACGUGCUCAGGGGUCCUGCGGGAGUUCGAGCCCAGGCUCUCGACCGAGACGGAAACCUUGUAGACGACUUUGUAUUUGACGGCGGGGUCGGGGAUGUGGGCAGUCGGGUGCUCCAUGUGCGGAACGCUCCCUCGCCAGCAGCCACCUCCUCCCUCGCCAUCGCUGAAAUGGUCGCAGAUGAGGUGGAGAGUCGAUUUACUUUGUAGACAAACACGGCAGAAGGGUGAAGGGAACCAAAGUGAAACUAGAAUGUUGUAUGAAGCUGCCAUGACUUCAGUGUCACCAUCAUUGUGAUGACCUUUUUUUUUUUUUAUCACAGGUCAAGCCUUAAUUUAGGAGGAGAAAGUGAAAUAUCUUUGCCUGGAUUAGAUUUUUAUGACAGUUUUUACUUGAGUGGUGCUGUUUUAGGUUGUAUGUUUAUGCGACAUUUUAAGUAAAAACUUAUUUUUCUACACUACAUCUCUGUCUUACAAAGUGUACGAUGAAUUACUCCUAGUAAAAUUAUUAAGCAUAGAAAAAAAGUUCAGCUUCAAUAAUAUCAGUUUGCAAUAUCAAAAUACUGAAACAAAUGCUGAAAUACUCUUACAUAAGGUUUUCUUUCAGGAACUUAUGAACUUAACUUUUGGGAGAUUAGCCUUUUUUAAAUGAGGGAUUUUUAAAAGUCGUGGGUGUAAUUCUUCUAUGGAUGUUUUAUUUUACUCUUGAAUACAACAUGUGUGUUUUUUCUCUUCAGCUACUGACUCAAGGAGAGAACUUUGUCUUUUUUGUUAUAAUAUUGUAAUGCCUGCUAGUCCCAGUCCAAAAUGCUGCGAAACUAUUUUCAGAGAGAAAUCUCCUAAAUUGAUUAAACAAUCUAAUUUAUGAGUGUCUCUGGUUUUGAGACACGUUUCAGCUCAUUUUGGACUGAAAUGAAACGCACAGUUUUAGAUAAAAAUACGCACAGUUAAUGAAGAAAGAUGGGUUUCUGUAAACUGAUGUAAGACUAAAUAUUCAAAGGUCAUGUUUACACAAAACUGAGAACAUGGUUUUUAUAAGUGAUUUAUGUGUUUGUGGGCAGUGAUUUAAUCCUGCUAGAGUUAUCUCUCUGUUAGAGCUUCAAAGGUUUCACACAUUGCUAGAAAUACUGUUUAUAAAAAAGUGUCACCUUUGCUGAUAAUUCAUGCCAUUGAUUGACAAAUGAAUGUUAAAGAAAAUGGUGCAUAAAUACAUAUUUUGAAUAGCAAAUAAA